AUGUCAGCUCAAAACCAGCAGAAGACCUGCCUUGUCACAAUAGGCGCUACCGCCUCUUUCGCCGCCUUGGUUGAAGCUGUUCUGGACCCGACCUUCCUGUCCGGCCUUGAAGCGAACAACUACACCCAUCUUCUAAUUCAGUACGGCCAAGACGGUCAGCAACUGUUCGACGCUUCCCUUCAGCGCUCACUCCAAUCAAACACUCCAAGCAGCCUUCAGAUCUCCGGCUUCCCUAUCGACACUUCUGGCCUGAAAUCGCAUCUGCUCCUCGCCAAAGGCCACGCAAAUCCUUCUGCUACUCCAGGCGUGGUGAUCAGCCACGCAGGCUCUGGAACCAUUCUCGACUGCCUCCGCAUCUCCGUUCCGCUGAUUGUGGUGCCUAAUAGCGAGCUUCUGGACAACCACCAGGUUGAGCUUGCCGAGGCGUUGGCGGAGCAGGAAUACGUUGUCCAUGGGCGGCUGGAGGAUCUGACCGGCGCCCUGGGGGAGGUGGAACAGAUACGGGAGCGGAUUGAGGGGAAGAAGUGGCCACCCGUGAACAGUGGGGUGCAUCGGGAGGCGAGGGGUUUGAAGGGGGUGUUGAAUGAGGAGAUGGGAUGGCUGGACUGA
Saxophila tyrrhenica is the source of this 609-nucleotide messenger RNA. RefSeq names its product N-acetylglucosaminyldiphosphodolichol N-acetylglucosaminyltransferase catalytic subunit alg13 (gene ALG13). Gene Ontology annotation, cellular component: UDP-N-acetylglucosamine transferase complex. The record is from RefSeq and is a predicted model, not a curated record. Gene Ontology annotation, molecular function: hexosyltransferase activity. Gene Ontology annotation, biological process: dolichol-linked oligosaccharide biosynthetic process. NCBI's taxonomy places the organism in Eukaryota, Fungi, Ascomycota, Dothideomycetes, Mycosphaerellales, Extremaceae. The transcript has a single exon. Bases 1 to 609 code for a protein of 202 amino acids.